This is a messenger RNA of Phascolarctos cinereus (koala), 1162 nucleotides long. The record is from RefSeq and is a predicted model, not a curated record. NCBI's taxonomy places the organism in Eukaryota, Metazoa, Chordata, Mammalia, Diprotodontia, Phascolarctidae.
CCUGCUCUCCUCCCUCGCGGGUCCACGCCCCUCACCCCCGGCCCCACGCCUCAGCAGGCAGCUGGGAGUUGGGGGAUUUGUAAGAUUGGAUACCUCCCUGACCGGCCGGCUUCCCCGCUGCUCUGCCUCUCCCCAGUACUACGCAUACCGUGUUAAGUAAAGCAGGUGCCUAGAACUGAGACCUCCUGUGUUCCCUGAAAACCCCGGGAAGCGUCUUGCGGAGCCCUUUGGAGGGCUGGCCCUAGGAGAGGGCAUCCCAAGAGAAGGCAUCUAUGCCCCUUCUGGCCACGGGGAAACACCCCACCGCCACGGCUAUGGCAGGGAUGCCUCUGGGUCCAUUCACAAAGGCAGGCAUCUUGAAGCUGCUACUGACCUCCCUCCUCCUAUCCCAAGGUUUCAUGAAAUUUCACAAGAAAAUUGGGGAGAUUUGCAGGGUUCACCUGGAAUGCUUCAGCGAGUGCUGUGUCCAUAAUGAGAAAAUGCAGAAGCUUUGUACCAGGAGGACGCUUUUCAUGCAGUGCAAUAAAUGGAGGAAGGCCGCCAUCUUAAGGCCAUAGUUUGUGGUGAAAGCUCUGACCUCUCUGCGGUGGUAGAAGAGAUUCCUCAAUGGAUGGGACCUGCCCACGUGAAUGGAAAUUGUAGGACCCUCCCUGCCCCCCAUUGGCAAUGAUGAAUGGUGUUGACUGAGUGCUGAUCCUCACAAGGCCCAGUGAGCUAAGCAUUGUAGGUCUUAAAACCCCCAUUUUACAGAUGAGGAUAUCAAGUGAUACGCCCAGGAUCACAACGUGUAAGUUUCAGAAGCCAGGAUUUGAACCCGAAUCUCUCCUGACUUCAAGCUCAGUGUCUUUGCCAGUCCACCACCCUAUGUCAGACCCUUUCCAACCACAAAAAUACCUUCCCCUGAAGACAGCUGAGUGAGACAGGUGCGAAUCCUCCUACCACCUGAUGCUGCUUCCCACUUGGGGAGCUGAUCAUGCGCUGACAAAGGAUGUGAGGCAGUGGGGUAGUGGGUAGAAGGGCUGGCCUCGGAGUCAUGAAGAACCCUUUCAGCCACAUCCUGGCAUGUCAUUUACCUUCUCCCGCUCUAUGUAACACCCUUAGUUACAGAAAAUUGUUUUUUGUUUGUUUUGCUUUUUGGUGAGGCAACCGGCGUUAAGUGACU